Molecule: messenger RNA, 5314 nt
Organism: Lethenteron reissneri (Far Eastern brook lamprey)
Lineage: Eukaryota; Metazoa; Chordata; Hyperoartia; Petromyzontiformes; Petromyzontidae
Product: protein transport protein Sec23A-like
Biological process (GO): endoplasmic reticulum to Golgi vesicle-mediated transport; COPII-coated vesicle cargo loading; intracellular protein transport
Cellular component (GO): COPII vesicle coat; endoplasmic reticulum exit site
Molecular function (GO): GTPase activator activity; zinc ion binding
Source: RefSeq, a predicted model, not a curated record
UACUUAGGCGCUGUAGGGAAUUCGAAUCGGGUUCAAGCGGCCGUGGCUGGUAACGCGUCUUCGUUUCUCUCUCACGCGAUGGAAAUGUUCAGUUUCGUACCAAAAGAGAGUUUGUUCGUCGUUAUUUAAACACCGAGAGUCGGUACAUUUUUACUACAUCCCCUCCGCUGUGUUCUGUAGUCCUGAGGCCCGUCCGCUUUAGCUGCUCUUCUACUUUCGUGGUGGAUUUUUAACGGCGUCUAAGUUGGGAGCGGAGAAAAUCCGCGUAACCCCCCAGAGGAAUCACCGAGGUUAACGAUCUACACAGAGUGCUCGCAGGCUGGUAUCGUUACAACACAUUGUCAUGACGACAUUUGGAGAGUACAUCCAGCAGAACGAGGAGCGGGAUGGCGUGCGGUUCAGCUGGAACGUGUGGCCUUCAAGCCGGCUGGAAGCCACGCGCAUGGUGGUGCCGCUUGCUUGCCUGUUCACGCCUCUGCGUGAGCGACCCGACCUGCCGCCCUUGCAGUAUGAGCCCGUGCUGUGCAGCCGUGCCACCUGCCGUGCCGUCCUCAACCCGCUCUGCCAAGUUGACUACAGAGCCAAACUUUGGGCAUGUAAUUUUUGUUACCAGAGAAACCCGUUUCCACCGACUUACGCAGGAAUUUCUGAAAUGAACAUGCCGGCUGAACUCGUCCCCCAGUUCUCUACCAUUGAUUAUGUUGUCCAGCGAGGGAUACAGAUGCCACUCAUCUUCUUGUAUGUGGUGGACACGUGUCUGGAAGAGGAUGACCUUCAGGCCCUCAAGGAGUCACUGCAAAUGUCACUCAGUCUGCUGCCACCCACUGCACUUAUUGGGCUCAUCACUUUUGGCCGCAUGGUGCAGGUUCACGAGCUGGGCUGUGAGGGCAUUGCUAAGAGUUACGUGUUCCGUGGCACCAAGGACCUCACAGCCAAACAGCUGCAGGAAAUGUUGGGGUUGACUAAGCCACCAGCAUCUGGUCAGCAACAACGUCCUGGUCCACAAGGCCAGCAGCUCCCACCAUUUAACAGGUUUCUCCAGCCCGUGCAAAAAGUCGACAUGAACUUAACGGAUCUCUUAGGAGAGCUGCAGCGUGACCCGUGGCCUGUGCCGCAGGGCAAGCGGCCCCUGCGCUCCACAGGGGUGGCCCUCUCUAUCGCUGUAGGACUCGUUGAGAUGUGCAUCCCAAAUUUUGGAAAGUCGGGUACGUUUCCCAACACGGGUGCCCGCAUCAUGCUGUUCACGGGAGGGCCGCCCACGCAGGGCCCUGGUAUGGUGGUGGGCGAGGAGCUCAAAGUCCCCAUUCGCUCAUGGCACGACAUAGAGAAAGACAAUGCCAAGUUUGUCAAGAAAGCCACCAAGCACUACGAAGCACUCGCAAGUCGCACAGCUGCCAAUGGGCACAUAGUGGACAUCUACGCGUGUGCUUUGGACCAAACUGGCCUGCUGGAGAUGAAAUGUUGUGCCAAUCUCACUGGUGGUUACAUUGUGAUGGGAGACUCCUUCAACACGUCACUGUUCAAGCAGACAUUCCAGCGAGUCUUUGGCAAGGACAACCAGGAUCAGUUCAAGAUGGCAUUUGCAAGCACAAUCGAAGCAAAGACAUCACGGGAGCUGAAGAUUUCAGGAGCAAUCGGACCAUGCAUUUCUCUCAAUGCCAAGGGUCCCAGUGUGUCUGAAAACGAAAUUGGGGUUGGCGGCACUAGCCAGUGGAAGGUGUGUGGCCUGGACCCUAAUACCACCUUGGCACUUUAUUUUGAGGUUGUCAAUCAGCACAACGCCCCGAUUCCACAGGGUGGCCGGGGGGCUGUGCAAUUUGUGACUCAGUACCAGCAUUCAGGUGGCCAGCGACGCAUCCGCGUCACCACCAUCGCCCGGAACUGGGUGGACGCUCAGACCCAGAUCCAGCACAUUGCAGCGUCAUUCGACCAGGAGGCGGCGGCCGUGUUGCUGGCGCGCCUCGCCAUGUUCCGCGCCGACACAGAGGAAGGGCCCGACGUACUGCGCUGGCUCGACCGCCAGCUGAUCCGCCUGUGCCAGAAGUUUGGAGACUAUCACAAGGACGACCCCACCUCAUUCCGCUUCUCAGAGACAUUCUCUCUUUACCCACAGUUCAUGUUCCACCUGCGCCGCUCGCCCUUCCUGCAAGUGUUCAACAACAGUCCUGAUGAGUCGUCCUAUUAUCGUCACAACUUCAUGCGCCAGGACCUCACACAGUCCCUCAUCAUGAUCCAGCCUAUCCUCUACUCCUACUCCUUCAGUGGCCCACCCGAGGUGACGUGUACUUACCGUGACUUCGACAACACAACAACUGUCCGCAUUAAGUUAUCGUGGAACAUCAUAAUUUUAUGUAUCCACGUAUCAGACCAUGUAUAAAAAUGCUCGUCACAUUUUCAGCAGUGCUUAAUAGAAGCUGUUGUAAAUUCGCUUUUGCAUAUUUGUUCAAUUGUAUCCUUCUUCUUCCUAGCGUUGUUCCCGCUGUGGCACAGGGUCCGCUUUUCGGCAUUGUCUUCUCCAUUUGGCUCGGUCCAGGGCAUCUUCAGGGGAUGCGUUGACCGUCUUCAUGUCUUCUCCUUUAUUCGAUCCAUCAUCCAUCACUUCUUCGGACGUCCGCGUGGACGGCGGCCCUCUGGCUCAAUACGCAUGGCAGUCUUGGCCACUGAUGACUCUUCACUUCGCAUCACAUGGCCGUACCUCCGAAGCCAUGCCUCAAGCAUCUUGUCCGCAAUGGGGGCCACACCUAGUCGCUUCCGAACGUCUUCGUUCAUGACACGAUCCCAUCGAGUCAGUCCAAGGCUCCAUCUGAGCGUCCUCAUCUCCAUGGUGUGGAGAGCUUGUUCGUGUACAGUUGUGGCUGGCCAGCACUCGGAUCCAUAGAGUGCCUAUCCGGCAUUUUCCGAUCACAGAGGACUCCGGUGACUUGCCUCCACUUCAUCCAUGCCGCAUUGACUCGUGACCUCACAUCAGUCGUGAUGCUUCCAUCUGAGCUGAUGGUCACUUUCUUCAGAUCUUCUCCGUCAAUGCUGAUGGUGCCGUCGGUUUUGGGGCCACACUCCAUAUACUCCGUCUUUAUGAUGUUGAACCUCAUCCCGUUUUCGUCCAAAUGUUCCUUCCACAGGCGCGUUUGUCUUUCCAAAUCUCCUCUCUCUUCAUCUGAGAGUAGGACGUCAUCCGCAUAGAGAAUUGACCAGUGCAGGGGCGUGUGCAGGUCAGCAGUGAUCCUGUCCAUGCACAGGAUAAACAGGAGUGGUGACAGGGCCGAUCCUUGGUGCACUCCAACGCUGAUGGGAAAUGGCGGUGAUAUGCUCACUGCGCACCUGACUGCACUGGUGACGUUCUUGUAUAGGAGUUGCACCCAAUGCACGUAGGUUUCAGGAACUCCAUGGGAUCGAAGCGAGUGCCAGAUGAGGUCGUGGAGGACCCUGUCAAAUGCCUUUUCAAGGUCUAGGAACGACACGUGCACAGCUUUGUUCUUCUAUCUGUGCCUCUCCAGCAGGAGCCUCGCCGCGAAUAUGGCGUCCGUAGUGCCACAUCCUAUGACGAAGCCGCAUUGGUUGGGUGAUAGGGUGAUGAUGUUUCUAAUCCUCGUGUCCAAAACUCGCUCAAAGAUCUUCAUCGCAUGACACAGGAGCCGGAUUGGCCUGUAAUUCGAGCAUUCUGCCACGUCCCCUUUACCCUUCCAAAUUGGAACCGUCGUGCUGGUCGACCAGGCUUUUGGGACCUCACCGGUGCUCGUGAUGGUGCUGAAGAGCUGGGUAAGGAGGGCAGCACCCUGCCUGCCAAGGAUCUUCAGGCCUCAGCAGGGAUAUCGUCCGGGCCAGUCGCUUUCCCAUUCUUCAUUCUCUUGAUAGCUUGUUCCACUUCGAUAAUGGUGAUAGGCAAAACGGGACCGAGGACGUGUUCAGCGCUAAUAUUCGGUGGGUGGGGAAAUUCCUGGUUGCAGAUUCCAGAGAAGUAGUCGCUCCAGCGUUGAAGGAUGGCGGAUGGGUCUCUGAGAGCGCUGUGAUUCUCAUCCUUUAUGCAUUUAACCUGACCAAUAUCCUGAGUCGAACGAUGGCGCGCCUCUGCCAGUCGAUAGAUCUUAUUGGCACCUUCUGGGGUGUCCAGUUCGACAUACAGUUGGUCGUAUUGAGCUAAUUUCACCGCUGCUACUACUCGCUUCGCUGCCGAUUUGCAGUUUCUGUAGUGUUGGUAAUCCAGAUCUGCGAGCGUUUGGCGCCACUUCUUGAAAGCUAGCUUCUUCUCUUUCACUGCUAGCUGCACUUCUUCGUUCCACCACCAUAUUUGCUUGUCAAUGAAGCGUUUUCCCGGCUUAGUUAGCCCCAUUGCUUCCGUUGCUGCUGUGCACAGUUCGCUGGCGAGAUCUUCCCAAAUCGCAUUCGCUGGUCGGUUGGUGUUCACGUCAAUCUAAUUGAGGGCGACUCUCAGCUGAUCCUUGCAUUCCUUCAUCCGACACCACUUAAUUCGCUGCUGUCCCGUUGUUGGUGGGCGAUGUCGCUGGCCAAUGUCCAUUUUCAUGUCCAUGACCAGGAUGCGAUGUUGUGGGGCGAUGUUGUCCGAUGGUAUGACUUUAGUGUUUGUCACCGUUUUCAGCUUAUCCCGCUUGACAAGCCAGUAAUCAAUUUGAGUUGAUCUCCCACCACUGGCGUACGUAAUGAGAUGGGACGGUCUCUUCUUGAAGAAGGUGUUGGCGAGGACAAGAUCAUGGGCUUCCGCAAAGUCCAAGGCUCGGUUUCCCUCAUCGUUCCGGGUACCGAAUCCUUGGCCACCAUGGUUUCGAGGGUAUCCAUCCCGGGCGUUUCCAACGUGUCCAUUUAGGUCUCCACCAAUUACUAACUGCUCUUCUCCGUUUAUCGAUUGCAUGUGUCCAUCAAAUUGUUCCCAAAAUUCCUCCUUGGUAUCUGCUGGGCAGCCAGACUGCGGCGCAUAACAAGAUACCACCCGGAGGCCUUGGUCGUUUGAGUUGAUUUCGAUGGACAUGAGGCGAUCGGAAACACGGUGGACGGCCACGACGUUGUCUCGUAGAUUUUGGCUGACUGCGAUUCCAACGCCGUUCUUGGUGUUUCUUUCACCGUUGUAGAACAUCUUCUUAAUUCGUUGUAGAACAGUUUGUAUCCUUCUCCAAUCUCCCUGGCCUUUGCUCCACUCCACUUCGUUUCUUGGAUGCAUACGAUGUCGAUACGACGGGCCUUUAGGGCAGCUGACAAUUCUCGACUUCUCCCUGUCAAUGUUCCGAUGUUGAGUGUUCCCAGUCGUAGUCGGACUAACUUUUUUAGCCUGCCCCGUCCAUGAGUAGAUAGCCCUCGUCCACUU